Messenger RNA from Microsporum canis CBS 113480, 1260 nucleotides. RefSeq lists its product as hypothetical. Lineage: Eukaryota; Fungi; Ascomycota; Eurotiomycetes; Onygenales; Arthrodermataceae. The coding region runs from base 1 to 1260 and encodes 419 amino acids. The transcript has 5 exons. The record is from RefSeq and is a predicted model, not a curated record.
AUGUCACAUCAUUAUCAGCAUCAUGACGAGGACCAGGAGUACACCUAUGGCAGGAACAAUCAGUAUAACUUCUCGCAGCCGCCAUUCAAUCAAUCAUAUUCGAGCCACCAGGCUCUGGCACCAUAUAAUCACCACUCUGCUGAGGCUACCUCCAUUCCUCCCUCAUACCCUUCACAACAAGCAAUGUAUACGCAGGCUCCGCAACAUUCUUCACUUCCCACCCAUUCAUCCUCUGCCGGAUAUCAAUGCCACCCUCAGUAUCUGUCACAGCCCAGGUUUCCAGCACCGCAUCGACUCUUCCCUAUGCAUGAGCCGUUGUGGGAGGUAGAAAUCGAAGCCCAGGAAUCUUGCAAUGAACAAACGGUCUUGUCAGAGCCCGUUAUUCCUGCCCUGGACGGGUUCCCAGAUGUUCGAGAGUUUGAUCAGCUCAUGAAGAGCUACGUUGAGGACCUUUCCGUCAAGAAGCAAGACAAAGCCUUGAUCCAUUCAAGGAGAGCUCGAAACAUUAAAAUCGUGCUCACUGAUCCCAAGGAUACCGCGAUUGAAUCUGCCCAGUUCAGGUUUUGGGUGAAGAAAAUGUUCAGACUGGAGCCUAAUGACAGCAGAACGCCUGUGUCUCGAAAAAUGAUAUGUCAUGAAGGGAAGCCAGUAGCAAUACGUGAAAAGCUUUUCAAAAUCUUGACUCGGGCACACCAACAAUGCCAACAUGGAGGUCGUGAUAAGACUUCAGCCCAGGUUCGGAGGAUAUACUCAUGGGUACCAAAAGAGCUAAUAUCACGCUUCGUUAAAAUAUGCCCAACAUGUCAAGUUCGAAGAGGGGGAUCUCGGUUGACACCCCCAACCUCAUGCAGAAGUUCUCCUAAGCCUGAUCACAUAUUAGGCCCUUCACCAUAUCUUCUCUCACCGCCAGAUUCUCGCCGAGAAUCCAUUAUAAGCCGGCCAGGGGUUCCAUAUCCUGCACGAGCGGAGGCUCCACACGCUAAUCAUAAUCAGUCCAAUAUUCCAUCCGCACUAACCUGGCCGCCAACCCCACAUCACACAAGCUUGUCGAACCAAUAUCAUAACUCACAUAUGCAUCCCGUUCCCUCGACAGCGAGUAGUUGGGCCUCGCUCCCAAGGACGUUGACGUCAGGCAGUGAAACGAAUAGUGCUGCGGGUAACCAUGGAUUAUCAACAACAUUGUCCAUGCCAUCAAACCACCUAGACUACCACUCUACCUAUGACGAAGCCCAGCAUCUUCCGGAAUCUCAUCAUUAUUAA